Messenger RNA from Betta splendens (Siamese fighting fish), 1214 nucleotides. RefSeq names its product exosome component 2 (gene exosc2). NCBI's taxonomy places the organism in Eukaryota, Metazoa, Chordata, Actinopteri, Anabantiformes, Osphronemidae. The record is from RefSeq and is a predicted model, not a curated record. Gene Ontology annotation, cellular component: cytoplasmic exosome (RNase complex); nuclear exosome (RNase complex). The coding region runs from base 70 to 951 and encodes 293 amino acids. The transcript is spliced from 9 exons. Gene Ontology annotation, molecular function: RNA binding. Gene Ontology annotation, biological process: CUT catabolic process; nuclear polyadenylation-dependent rRNA catabolic process; U4 snRNA 3'-end processing.
AAGAAGAAGAACAAGCCGAAGAAGAGAAUAGAAGGAAAAAGACGCAGGAAACCAUCCACAGCAAGAAGCAUGGCUGUUGACAUGAGAUUACCAACUCUUCGAAAAACAGUGGCGCUGCAAGAUGCUGCUUUUGACCGAAAGGAUCUGGUCGUCCCGGGCGAUGUUAUCACUUCAGACACCGGCUUCAUGAGGGGUCAUGGUACCUAUGUUGAUGACGAAAAGCUCACUGCUUCAGUCGCUGGAGAAGUGCAGAGAGUUGACAAGCUGAUUUGUGUCAGACCACUUAAAACCAGGUUCAAUGGAGAAGUUGGAGAUGUGGUGGUUGGUAGAAUAACAGAGGUCCAACAGAAACGAUGGAAGGUGGAGACUAACUCGAGACUGGACUCUGUCCUUUUGUUGUCCUCUGUCAAUCUGCCUGGAGGAGAGCUGAGAAGAAGAUCAGCAGAAGAUGAGCUCACUAUGCGGGAAUACCUUCAGGAAGGCGAUCUCAUCAGUGCAGAGGUACAGUCCGUCUUCUCAGAUGGAGCCCUGUCACUUCACACCCGUAGCUUGAAGUAUGGAAAAUUAGGUCAAGGAGUGCUGGUACAGCUUUCUCCUUCUCUCAUCAAGAGGCAAAAAACACAUUUCCACAAUUUGCCCUGUGGUGCAUCCAUUAUUCUUGGGAAUAAUGGCUUUGUCUGGCUGUAUCCCACACCAGGACAACAAGAGGAGGAGGCUGGGGGCUUCUACACCAGUUUGGAGCCUGUCAGCCUGUCUGAUCGAGAGGUGAUUUCAAGGCUGAGAAACUGCCUGCUGGCUUUGGCUGCACAUAAGGUCCAUUUAUAUGACACCAGUGUUCUCUAUUGCUAUGAAUCCUCCCUUCAGCACCAGGUCAAGGAUAUUUUGAAACCAGAAGUGAUGGAGGAGAUUGUAAUGUUGACGCAACAGAAGAUUUUGGAGCAAGAAGGUUAAAAAAAACAUAAAUGCUGAGUUCUAACUGGUCAAGAUCACAGUGGGCAACCAGUGCAAGGACUGGAUGCAUAUUUGAGGACAAACCUGGCUUCCUGUUGUCACAGUCUAAUGUGCAGUUAAACAAUUCAAUGUCAGAUAAUAACAUAGAAGCAACUGGUCUCAUGUUUUUAUUGUUGAACUUCUUCAUUGAGAUACACUUUUGGCCAUGUUUUAUUUACUACAAAACCUGGUAUAAACAAUAAAUUUUCUAUUAUUUUCAGGUA